Messenger RNA from Durusdinium trenchii, 435 nucleotides. Lineage: Eukaryota; Dinophyceae; Suessiales; Symbiodiniaceae. The record is from the annotation of a GenBank genome assembly.
GCCUUUGAUCGGAUCCGAUCACUCUUGCGACCUGGCAAAGGGGAGAUUGAAGACAACGGCGAGCCCGAGAGUGCUGACACUGUGGUUCCGAUCAAGGAUGACUUUUGGCAAUUGGCGCCGCACCCGUGCGACGUCAUUCUGAGGAGCCAUGCGUUGAAGUUUAUGGUUUGUUUGAGUGAGGAACGAGUUGUCAUUCCUGAUGCGUUGACUUCGGGCCAGAAAGAUUUGAAGCACGCGAAGCAUUAUGUAGCAGCAGCAAAGACCAAUAUGGUCUUGAAAGCGGCAGCUCGCGCAUGGGCUCACGGAGUCCCGUGGGCAGAAGCGUACAAUUUGUGUGACGAAGCCUUGAAAAAGGCUGCAGACCAAAUGAAGUUCAAAGCCAUUCCUAAAGGGAAGGCUAAGGCUAAGGCUUCCGGAAGAAGGCCUGCUCCAUGA